This is a messenger RNA of Abrus precatorius (Indian licorice), 2986 nucleotides long. Its product is annotated as BEL1-like homeodomain protein 7. NCBI's taxonomy places the organism in Eukaryota, Viridiplantae, Streptophyta, Magnoliopsida, Fabales, Fabaceae. Gene Ontology annotation, biological process: regulation of transcription by RNA polymerase II. The record is from RefSeq and is a predicted model, not a curated record. The transcript has 4 exons. Bases 748 to 2691 code for a protein of 647 amino acids. Gene Ontology annotation, molecular function: RNA polymerase II cis-regulatory region sequence-specific DNA binding; DNA-binding transcription factor activity, RNA polymerase II-specific.
UUUGAGUAUUAGUUUUACAAUGUUUGUACGGUAUUUGGAUGAGAAGGAGUGACGCAAAAUUAAGCUGUUCCCAACAGCACAGUGAUAAUGCAGCAAUCCCAAAGACAGGGUUGUAUUGUAUAUUUGUAUUUGUAUUUGUAUUUCUAUGUCAACUCUCUGCUCUGUGCUCUCCCUGCUCUGCACUAAUUCCCCUUUACCUCUUCCUCUUAUCUCCUCUCUUUUUCUUGUCUCGUGUUGUGUGGUGUUCUUUUCUGUUCUCUCAUAUUCACCCCUUUUUAUCUUCCCUUUUCUUCAUCUUCAUCUUCAUGACCACACACACGCAGAGACAACCUAUGAAUAUGAAGCAAAGCUUGUACGCGGGGCCCACUUUUUCUUUCUUUAUAUUUAAAUCUUAGUCUCUCUUGUUGGAUUCGAUUAUGAUAUGAAAUGAACCGAACCUACUGCUUUGUUUCAUUUCUUUGAUGUUCCACUUCCUUUCUGCUUCUGAAGCCAUACCAUAACCAUAGCUUCAUGUUGUUGGGUACUUAUCCUCUGCAACCCGGAGUGAGUCUAACUCUUAAAUCAUUUUUAUUUUUCUUCUCUGUUUCUGUUUCAUGAUAAAUAAAACAGUUUUUUUUUUUCGCGGUAGGUGGUUUGGCUUGGUUUGUGGAAUUUAGAGUUGAGAAACGAAGGUGUGGUGGGGAAUGCAUCUUUAUGAGCGGUUCCGUAAUCUAACAUAAUAAUAUCAGUUUCCACUGUCCAAAAAUUAUGGCGACUUAUUACUCAAGUUCAUGUUCAAGUAAUCAAAGAGAUGCUGUGCCUAUUCUCUGCCGUAGGGACCCUUUGCCUAAUUCAUAUCCCGACACAUUAUAUGUCAACUCUGCUUCAUAUUCACAAACAUUCUCUGCCAAUUCUCAGCAGCAAAAUAAUUGCUUUGUCAUUCCAUCAUUAGGUGCUUCACAUUCCACUCCUCAACAAGAAGAAAUCUUAGCCAAUGUUUCCGGGUUCCAAACCUUACAAGCCCAGGGAUUAUCUCUAAGCCUUGGAACCCAAAUGCCCUCAGGAGUUCAAAUGCCUUCUAUCCAUGAUAGGAAUCAAAGUUCAAGUUUUGAUUCGUUUUUGGCUACUAAUCCAUCAAUUUUGGGCAAUGGGGCCUAUAAAAGUGGCUUAUCUAGGAAUGAUGGUAUGAGACAUUCUGAAAAUUUUCCAUCUGGAUCACCUGAAGUUAGUCAAGAUUUGAAUAGAGGGGAUUUUUCGUUGCAUGGAAUGUCCAGUCUUGGAAGAACAGUUCCUAACUCGAAGUACCUCAAGGCAGCGCAACAACUGCUUGAUGAAGUUGUUGAUAUCCGAAAAGCUAUUAAAAGACCAGGUAUGAUGAGAAGUCAUAGCACACAUGGGAACUGUCGGAAGAAUUCUAGGGAGGAUGAUGAGCUUCUAGAAUAUGAAGGGCCUUCAGCAAAUGGAGUGCCUAAUUCUCAAGCUUCAGCUAGUAACUCCUCUUGCGAGCUUUCACAUGCUGAUAAACAAGAUCUUCACAACAAGUUAACCAAGCUUUUGUCAAUGUUGGAUGAGGUUGACAGUGGGUACAAACAAUAUUAUCAUCAGAUGCAGAUUGUGGUGUCAUCAUUUGAUGUGAUAGCAGGAUCUGGGGCAGCUAAACCAUACACAGCCCUUGCUCUUCAAACCAUUUCACGUCAUUUUCGGUGUUUGCACGAUGCAAUCACUGGCCAAAUCAGUGCAAUACAAAAAAACCUUGGAGAGCAAGAUGCUUCUGGAAGUAAUAAAGGAGUUGGAAUAGCAAGACUAAGGUAUGUUGACCAACAAAUCCGACAACAAAGGGCUCUUCAGCAGCUUGGCAUGACGCAACAUGCAUGGAGACCACAAAAGGGGCUUCCAGAUAGCUCUGUUUCAAUUCUUCGGGCUUGGCUGUUUGAGCAUUUCCUUCAUCCCUAUCCAAAGGAUUCUGAUAAGAUCAUGCUAGCAAGACAGACAGGCUUGACCAGAAGUCAGGUCUCAAAUUGGUUUAUAAAUGCACGUGUGCGUCUAUGGAAACCUAUGAUUGAGGAGAUGUACAAGCAAGAGAAUUGUGAUGCUGACAUGAAUUCAAGCUCUUCAUCUGAAAAUGCAUCCAAGGUAACAAAAAGUGAUGUCAAGACCUCCAAUGAUAUGGGUGAUGAUUCGCAGCAGUCUCAAAGUCCAAUAAUAGCCGAUAAGAAUCACAGUGGUGGACAACCUAAAGACCCCAGAUAUGAUCAAGUUCUUGAUACAGAAAUCAUGGCAUCCACUGGAUUAACCAGUCUCAUAUACGGAGGUCAUGAGACUGAAACUGAAUAUAGAUCACUAAAGCUGACCGAGGAGCAAAAGCCAAACUUGGAUGACUGUGGUCUCUUCUCAGAUGACAUGGCCGUUCUGUCUGAUGGAGCUAACAACAGGUUUGUGGCAGCUGGUCUAACCUGCCAAAUGUCAGAGUUUGGGAGGUUCAAGUCAGGAAGUGGAGUGUCUCUAACAUUAGGUUUGCAGCAUUGUGAAAGGGGUAAUUUUUUGCCUGGUGAGACCCAUCUUGGUUUGGUGUCCAUGAGAGAGGAUGACAUCUACAACGCUGCUGCAGCUUCUACUAUAGGAGCAGACACAGCAGAACUUGAGUGCAUUGGUGCUGGAAACCAGCAGCAAAGGUUCAGUUCGCCGUGUAUUUUGCAUGAUUUUGAAGUAUGAAAUGAAGUUAAUCUGUUGCAAUCACUCUGGAUUGAAAGGGGAAGGAAAAGGUGCGGUGGGUGCUAAUGUUAGGACCAUUUACAAUGCUUGACAGUGAGGCAUAGAAGGAACUCAAUGGUCCCUCAAGGGCUAGGACUGACUAAAACAGUACCAUAUUUUAGAGUUAGUGUGUAGAAGGCAACACGUAUAAUUUGGUCUUUGUAUGCAGUGAAGAAACAUGUGACAAUGGCAAAUAAUAAAUGGAUAGAAUUGGCUGAUUGUAAAUUUAUGCUUUGAAUGUGAUUUAGUUUAUCUG